UUAUGACAACUCUAUAUUUUUGAUUGUAGAUCGGUAAUCAUUCGAUAGAUGUAGAAUAUAUACGUUUAUUACACGAUGUCUAUGCAGACAAUAUAGAUGACCAUUUAUGGAGAGGAUAUACUAUACUAAAUGGUCUGCAACAAGAUUCAAUUCAGGAAAUACAAAAAUUGAAGAAAGUGAAACAGCCUGUUUGGUUUAUAUUUUCUUCCCUAGGCACGCAAUGGUCCGGAAUGGGUCAAAAUUUAUUGAAAUAUCAUGUCUUUGCAAAUGCGAUACAAACGUGCGAUACAAUUUUAAAACCGUAUGAUAUAAGUAUAACGGAUAUUUUGACAAAAGAAGAUGAAAACAUUUACAAAAAUGAGUUACAUGCAUUUGUUGGGAUCGUCGCAGUUCAGAUUGGAUUAGUGGACCUCUUAACAUCUUUAGGAAUUACUGCAGAUUACAUGAUUGGUCAUUCCGCUGGUGAACUCGGUUGCGCGUACGCAGAUAAAUGCCUCACCGUUGAACAAACUAUUUUAUCAGCAUACUUUAUUGGCGUGAUGUGUGCCAACAAAAAAAUAAUUCGUCACUCUAUGGCAAUUAUUUCUCUUGAUUAUGAAUAUCUUAAAAAUAUGUGUCCAACAAAUAUUCAAAUAAUAUGCCGCAAUAAUCGAUACAAUAACAUUGUGAGCGGAUCUACCGAAUCCAUUCAAGAAUUUAUAACAAAAUUACAGAUUUACGUAAAAGAAAUUUGUUGUAACAUACCAUAUCAUAGUUAUUACAUUUCUUCCGUGAAAACUCAGCUUUUGCUUAAGUUGAACGAAAUAAUACCACAGCAAAAACGAAGUUCAAAAUGGAUCAGUACAUCCAUACCUCUUUUCAAAUGGUCCACUUCAGUAUCAAAGUUAUCAUCGGCGGAAUAUCAUACAAAUAGCAUAAUGAAUACUGUUCUCUUUGAACAAGCCACGCAUUUAAUUCAAAAUAAUGCUAUAACUAUCGAAAUCGCACCUGACAGCAUUCUGCAGGACAUUUUAAAUAAAUCUUUGCAUCCAGAAAUAACAAAUAUCAUAUUAACACAACGCAGUAAACAAAAUACAGAUGUAAUUAUACAAGGAAUUGGCAAACUUUACAAUUGCGGCUUGCAGCCACAAGUUGCCAAUUUAUAUCCGCAAGUACAUUUUCCAGUUAGCCGAGGAACACCUAUGAUUUCUCCAUCGAUCAGAUGGGAUCAUACAGAAGAUUGGUUUGUACCGACCUAUGGAAUACAGAAACACAUAAAAUCUAGAGAACGAUAUAUCAAAAUUGCUCUCAGCAAUGAAAAUUACGAGUAUAUGGCUGAUUAUAUAAUUGAUGGAAGAAUUUUGCUACCCAUGACAUCUUAUCUUGCAUUUGUAUGGCAAACUAUAGGCAUGAUUAAACGGGAAAUAUAUACAAAUAUACCAAUAAUAUUCCAAGAUGUAAACUAUACUCGUGCAAUUCAAUUAUCGAAAGAUGAUACUAUACGUCUAAAAAUUGCAAUACAAAAAGAUGGAAAGUUCGAAGUGACGGAAGAAGAUAGCAUUGUGAUGACAGGUACAGUGUACGAGACAUCGAAUCCAGAACAAGAAAUGAUCUCGGCAGAUUUAUUACCUAAGAACAAUGAUGAAGAAGAAUAUAUGACUACAUCAGAUAUCUACAAAGAAUUGAAGCUACGCGGUUAUCAAUACAGCGGCUUGUUUUGUGGAUUAAAAAGCAUGUCUAUUUUAGGCAAUAAAGGGCAUGUUGCUUGGGCAGAAAAUUGGGUAACAUUCAUGGAUACCAUGCUACAGAUGCAGAUUAUUAGACACGAUACGAGAGACUUGUAUGUUCCGACAAGUUUUCAAAAAUUAGUAAUUAAUCCUGUACUUCACAUGAAGAAACUGCAAGAAAUAACAACAGAAAAGGAUAAACAAUUGCCAAUACAAUUGUACAAAGAAAUAGACACGAUUAUAUCUGGUGGAAUAGAGGUUCGAGGUUUUAAAACUACUCAGAUUUUUCGUCAAAAAUUAACUCAAGAUCCUAUUAUUGAAGAAUACAUAUUUGUAGCUCAUCAUGAUUAUGCUAAGAUGUCGUUAAACGAAAUAAUACGAAUAUGCGCACAAUUAGCGUUUGACAGUCAUCAAAUCAUUAAAGCAAAUAUCAUCGAGCUUGUGGAAGAUAUCGAUAAUGUCGUAAUAGAAGAUCUUUUGUUAUUAUCGUUAAUUGAAGCUUUUGCUGAUAUGCCCUUGAUACAAGCAAAUAUCAAUUUAUUAACAUCGCCAAAUCGCUUCAAUCCAGCAAAUCUACCGCCAAAUAUUUUAAUAAGAGAUUUAGCAAAACCAUCUAUAAAUGAUAAAGUUUUAAUAGUUUGCGGAUUUAAUCUUUUGUUAAAACAGCAAACUUUAGAAAAACGAGUUUUGCCAUUUUUGAAAGAAGAUGGUUAUAUUUUAACGCGUCAAAAUUGCAAUUCAAUUGAUUUUGAUGAAUAUUUACAGCAAUAUAAAUUAAAUGUUAUUUUAGAAAAACGCACUGAUAAAGAAACAAUAGUACUUUUGAAAAGAAAAGUUUUUAUAGAAAAAACAAUUGCGGUCUAUAUAAGUAAUCAUAAUUUUAAUUGGCUGGAGGAUUUAAAACUACUUCUGAGCGAUGAGAAUAAAAUUAAAAACAAUAGUAGAAUUAUAAUUGUAGGAGAAAGAGAUUUUGAAUGCGGUUUGUUGGGUUUUAUCAAUUGUUUGAAAAAAGAGCCUGGUGGUGAACUUGUUAGAGGUGUGCUCAUUCAAGAUGAAAAAGCGCCUAAGUUUCAUUACAAAUCCUUUUAUAUACAACAAUUACAAAAAGAUAUGAUUAUUAAUGUAUUACGAUCGAAUAAGACCUGGGGAUCUUACAGACAUUUACGACUAUCAAAGCCAAAACCAGAAUUAGUACCCACCGCUCAUGUUUGUCAAAUAAUUCGUGGUGACUUAAGUACAUUUCGUUGGAUAGAGAAUAAUCGAUCCAUAGAAUCUCGACGUGAAGAUUUGAUACGUGUGAUCUAUUCAUCUCUCAACUUUAAAGAUUUGAUGUUAGUUACUGGUAAAUUAGGAUCUAAUCACGCUAUGAUGCAAGGGCGAUUAUUUCAACAUAUUCCUCUUGGAAUGGAAUAUGUGGGAUUUGAUGCCGACGGGCAACGCGUAAUGGGACUUCGUGAUACUGAUUGCAUAGCAAAUGUAGUUGAUAAGGAUAAAGAUUUCUGUUGGAAAAUACCUGAUACGUGGGUAUUUGAGGAGGCGGCAACAAUCCCAUACGUUUACAGCAUGGCUUACUAUGCUUUAUACAUUUGUGGGAAAAUAAAGAAAAGCGAUAAAAUACUUAUACAUUCAGGUACCGACAGUGUUGGACAAGCAGCGAUUCAUCUCGCUCUCCAUGAAGGAUGUGACAUAUUUACUACCGCAGACACGCGCAAGAAGCGAGAUCUUAUUAAAAAAUUAUUUCCAACUAUUCUCGAUGAACACAUUGGAAAUUCUCGAGACACGAGUUUCGAACAAAUGAUAAUGCAGCAAACGCACGGUCGAGGAGUUGACAUCGUGUUAAAUUCGUUAGCGGAAGAAAAACUAAUCACAUCUAUUUCCUGUCUGGCGCAAAACGGUCGUUUUUUGGAAAUUGGCAGGGUCAAUAUGGUUUCUAAUAAUCCAUUAGAAAUGUCCGUAUUUCAGAAAGGUAUUAGUUUCUAUGGCAUCUUGCUUGAUAAUAUCUUUAAUAGCAAUCGCAGGCGUAAAGCUUUAUUAUCUAACAUGGUGGCUAAUGGUCUUAAAAAUGGAGCCAUCAAACCAAUUCAAGCAAAGAUUUUCCCGAAAUCGGAGAUUGAAGCAGCUUUUAAAUACAUGACGAGUGAAAAACAUGUGGAAAAGAUAAUUAUAAGCAUCCAAGAAGAAGCUGAACCAUUAGAUAAGCUCAUUGUUGCAUAUCGUCGCUACUAUUGUGUUAGAGACAAGAGUUACAUUAUACUAGGAGGUCUAGGUGGAUUCGGUUUGGAGUUGGCCGACUGGCUGGUAUUUCGAGGCGCCAGAAACAUUGUACUUAUUUCGCGAACUGGAAUAAGAAAUGGUUACCAGCGCAUGAAAAUAAGAUUAUGGAAAUCGUACGGGGUAAACGUACAAAUCAUUAAAAAUAUCGAUGUUAACAACCACAAGGAUUGCGAACAUCUCUUAAAAACUGUGGAAAGACAGGCAUCAGUAGACGCAAUAUUUAAUCUCGGUGUGGCACUAAAAGACAGCAUUCUAAAAAAUCAAACCGCGGAAACUUUUACGGAAUCUUUCCUACCAAAAGUCCGGGCAACGCAAAUGUUGGACAAACUUUCUAGAAAAAUUUGUCUUAAAUUGCGACACUUCGUGGUUUUCUCUUCAACUACCUGCGGCAGAGGAUACGCUGGACAGACUAAUUACGGCAUGGCGAAUUCCGUCAUGGAGAGAAUAUGCGAGAAAAGAGUGCAAGAAAGAUUACCGGGACUGGCAAUUCAAUGGGGUCUUGUGGGUGAUAUCGGUAUCGUUGCCAACAUGCAGAAAAACAAUAAAGAAUUGAUUAUGGAGGGUUUGUUGCAACAAAAGAUAUUGUGCUGCCUUGACGAACUUGAAAAAUUUUUACUUCAGAGCCGCCCAAUUGUAUGCAGUAUGCUCGUAGCUGAAAAGAAAGUCAAAUCUUCCAAAUUUAACAAUUUGGUGGACAAUGUUGCCAAUAUAUUAGAUAUAAAAGACAUGAAAGUUGUAAGUCCAUAUGCAUCUUUGGCCGAACUUGGAAUGGACUCUUUAAUAUUUGUAAAAAUCAAGCAAACUCUGGAACGAGAAUUUGACAUCUUUCUUACUGACAAAGAGAUACGACAUUUAACUUUCGCAAAGUUGAACGAUAUGGUAAUUAUCUCGAGUAUGGUAGUUAUCUCGGUUUAA
This is a messenger RNA of Pogonomyrmex barbatus (red harvester ant), 4895 nucleotides long. Its product is annotated as fatty acid synthase-like. The record is from RefSeq and is a predicted model, not a curated record. NCBI's taxonomy places the organism in Eukaryota, Metazoa, Arthropoda, Insecta, Hymenoptera, Formicidae. Gene Ontology annotation, biological process: fatty acid biosynthetic process. Gene Ontology annotation, molecular function: oxidoreductase activity; fatty acid synthase activity.